AUGGCGGCCAAACUUCAACUUCCAUUCCUAAUUAAUGUCUCUCUCUUCUGCUUCAUCAGUCUAUCACUCUCCGUCCACCAAGGCCAAGGCCAAGGCCUCUCAGAAAUUCACGACCUCCUUCCCCAAUACGGCUUCCCCGUCGGACUUCUCCCCGACGGCGUGAAAUCCUACACACUCUCCCCUUCCGACGGUACCUUCACCGUCCGCUUCACCACCCCUUGCGACGUCCGAUUCGCCGGAUACCUCGUCCAUUACGACAAAGAAAUCGGAGGCAAGCUCAGCAAAGGCGCCGUCCGCGAUGUAUCGGGAAUCACCACCAAGCAGGCCUUCUUCUGGCUCUCCCUCAGUGCGAUUGAGGUCAGCGGCGAUGGCGACAUCGAGUUCUUCGUCGGACCAUUUUCGAAGAAGCUUCCGGUGAAGGCGUUCGAGAAGAUUCCUCAAUGUCAAAAAAGCAAGGCGUCGGCUCUCUGGAGGCCGCUCUUGGGAUCGAUUUGA
Linum tenue is the source of this 495-nucleotide messenger RNA. The record is from the annotation of a GenBank genome assembly. NCBI's taxonomy places the organism in Eukaryota, Viridiplantae, Streptophyta, Magnoliopsida, Malpighiales, Linaceae.